This is a messenger RNA of Vollenhovia emeryi, 2800 nucleotides long. RefSeq lists its product as uncharacterized. The record is from RefSeq and is a predicted model, not a curated record. The transcript is spliced from 8 exons. The coding region runs from base 24 to 2369 and encodes 781 amino acids. Lineage: Eukaryota; Metazoa; Arthropoda; Insecta; Hymenoptera; Formicidae.
UACGCGACCACUUUUCUUUGAGGAUGCAACAUUCCAAACAACUCGAUGAAAGAUCCAAACGGCUGACUCGCAAGAAUUCACAAGAUUGGGAAUGGCGUCCCAGGGAGAAGGGCCAUCUCCCUAUCAAAGGUAAAAGAGACGAGAGCCAGGAUAUCGUCGAUUCCUCGAUGGCUAUAUUGGGGAGUGCAGGCGGCUCGAUGACGGAGGCUCGCGUCGAGCCAGGCUGGCGCAUCAACGAUAUCCUCUUGGCGGCCAGAGUUUUGCAAAAUACACGACCCUCGCCGAAUUAUGCCAACGAGGCCGAGAUGAGACGCGUCUUUGGCCUGGUAUACGACGUUCUCAGAUGUGAGAUGUAUAUGUACUAUAAUUCGCGAGCAACUUUUGCUCUUAUUUUAAUAAGAAAUAAAUAUACAGAUAAAAAUAUCUUGAAUCGUACUCUCGAGGACGGUGGGUUUUGGUAUCGAAACGGUGCUCUGAAACUACGAGAACGGGUAGUCUGGUUGUUACUGUACGAUAUGCAGGGAAGAAAGUUUGCUCGCCGACGUGCUGGGAGCGCAACCGAGACUCGAGAGAAGAUAUUCGAGAGGGUCGGAUUAAAAGACAUCGAGGAUGCUCUUUUGAAAGCAAAGACGCAUCUGGCAGCAAGCAUCUCGCGUCUUCGUAUCGGCGGUUCGGCACUCAAUCUUGACCAACUUCUUCCGGCGCAUCUGCGUAUCGCGGAAGGAAUAAGCUGGGCCGACAAAGGCGCGAUUGCCUCCGGAUGGAUCAACACCAUCAAGGUAUUGACUAAAAGUCAAUUCGUCCAGGAUAUGUCAAAGCUAAACCUCCAACUUUGUGAGGAAGCGGCGGAGCUCUACGACAACAAGUAUGUCUUUGAUCCAAUUUGCCCAAAGAUGAUUAAUUUGCAUGAUAAGGCGAGAGAGAAACUCGCCAUGUCCGAUUUGGCUCGCGAUCACCGAUUCAUCUUUCUGGAAAGAUCUUUGUGUCUCGGAGCGGCUACGUUGGCGCAAGCGAUACGUGUCGCGCGUCUUUGCGGCCCCGUAAUUCUCACGCACUCGAUCGCCCCUCGUCACACGGGCUAUUUGGCGGGACUCUUGGCUGACAUCGAAGAUGCCGGCAGACUCUUGGCUUUCGGUGCUGGAGAUGGUCGUUGCGAACACGAAGCAUACCUCACGACCUUGGGCGUCACUCUGCAGCAAUGUAGAAUCUUUUCAGAAAAAUAUAUCGCGCCACCACCGUCCGUCGAAUUGGAAAGAGCGACUGUCGUUCUAGCGACCCCCCCGUGCAGCUACACCGGCGUCCGGGACGUUGUCGAUCUUGCUGUUGCUCGCGGUGGCGAUACUAAUUUGUUAGAAUCGUUGACUAGCGAUACAGCGGGUGAGAUCAAACAGCCUCGCGCUCUUUUGGCCGAACAAUUUUCCACGCUCAAGUACGCACUAACCAGGCCAAAUAUACAGUUUCUAAUAUACGAGGUACAUACCAUCUUACCAUCCGAAACUACGGAAAUGAUUCGACAGGUUGUUGAAUACGCCAAUCGAUUAGCCACGGAGAAAUACAUUCGCGAGCAUCCCCCAAAGAGAAAGACUCUACUCAAAGAUACUAGCGGAAAGAUGUCAAAGAUGGCGACCAAAAGUGAUAGGCAAGAAGAAUCGCGGGAACAUUGGGAGGAACGGGCGCAAGACGAACAAAUGUUUGUGUGCAAACAGGAGGACGAGGAAGAUGAAAAGUUGUUAGAUACGACCGACGUUGUUAUCCCCGACAGCGAUUUGUUCGAAGUAGGGACUAUCGAUGACAUUUACGGCGAGAAUAACCAACGCGUGUUAGAUCCAGGCUGUUUCAUCGCGAUAAUUAAACGAAAGGAAAUGAUGCAGUUUGAUUCGCUUUUCAUGAUCAAAGUGGCAGAAGCGAAAGGUCUGUUUGGCGAUCCCGACAAGGAGCGACAGACAAAGCAAAAAACCGAAAUGCCUGCGGCGGCGAUACGUCAGUCGUCGCGAAUCAAUCGCAGAGGUUGCAAGCGUGUUAAAGUCGAGAUAGAUCGCUUAGCAGCGCCUACUCAUGCUUGGAUGUUGCGAGCUACGAAUAAGCGUCAGUUGUGCCCUCGUCACAGCCGACGCAUCGUUCGCGAUGAGAAGUUACUAACGAUGCAAGUACGUGAAACUCGAAAGCGAGAUGCGCGUCGAUGGUGGCGGGAUGCAAUCGCCUUUCUCACCGAUUCGGAAAGACGCCGAGACACUUGCGCUUUCCAGUUUUAUGCGACACGUUCCGACCCCUUUACACAAAAACCACUAUAUCCUUCUCACGAGAAGAAGAUGGCAUUGUCGAGAUGCUACCGCCGUUUUCGACGGCAAAAUUUAGCGGUCGAUUCCUAAACUCCUAUCUAGAAUUCAAUUUAAUUAUACAUAUAAAUAGUUUUAAUACUCUCUGGCGAUUAUUGUCAUACGAAUCGAAUUGACGUGUUGGUUCAUAGAGAGUAUCGUAGACUUUGAAUUUUCGUAGCAAGAGAUGUACAAGUGUAAAUUGAAAUUAUUUUUGACUCAUCGCUGUAGGAUGAUUAAAAUAUAGGUUUGACUUUUUUACUUUUGUUUUACUACUUGAGAUUGUCACUUUGCGAUCAAUCGUGUCGAUUAAUUCGAUAGUCGCCAGCUGCGGUUACCUCGGGUUGCUGUUAUCUGCAACGUUUUCAAACGCGAUAAAAUAAACUUUUUAUUCGCGCUAUAAAAUAGUAAAUAAUAGAGAAAUAGCAGUAAAAUGUGCUGACGAUAGGAAAUUGAUCGGUUAAUGUUAACAUUGAGAAAAUUCG